AAAAGGGCUCGCCGGCCGCCUUACUGCCUGCCCUGCCCUUGAAAGGACGCACCCAGCUACCUAGCCCACGACUUUUCCCCCCAAGGAGAAACAGAAAGCAAAGCCGCAGGCUGAAGCAGCCGCCUUCCUUCGCCGCCGGUCAGCUGACUGGCGUCAUCAUCCUGAGAAGCGGCGGCACAGAGAGGAACUGAGAAGCGGCGCGCGAGGAUUCUUGCUCCAUCAUGUCUGGCGUCCCCAGCUCCUGCCUUCCCUUGGCCGGCCUUUCCCACCUGCUCUUCCUCCUUCUCCUGCCGGGAAGUGCCGCCGCUCCUCCUUAUGACCCGACCUGGGAGUCGCUGGAUUCCAGGCCGCUUCCCGCUUGGUUUGACGAGGUCAAGUUUGGCAUUUUUAUCCACUGGGGCGUCUUCUCGGUGCCCAGCUUCGGCAGUGAAUGGUUUUGGUGGUAUUGGCAAAAAGAAAAGAGAAAAGAUUAUGUAAAAUUUAUGGAUUCAAACUAUCCUCCUGGAUUCAGUUAUGAAAAUUUUGGCCCCUUGUUUAGAGCUGAGUUUUUUGAUGCUGAUCGGUGGGCAGACAUUUUGAAAGCUUCAGGGGCCAAAUACGUUGUCUUGACUUCAAAGCACCAUGAAGGUUUUACUUUGUGGGGAUCUAAAUAUUCUUGGGCUUGGAAUGCUGUUGACAUUGGACCAAAAAGGGACAUUGUGUCUGAGUUAGCAUCGUCCAUUAGAAACAAGACUGGCUUACACUUUGGGCUGUAUCAUUCUCUUUUUGAAUGGUUCAAUCCUCUCUUCCUUGAUGAUGCCUACAAUGUAUUCACAACAAACCAAUUUCCAAGGGCCAAGUCUCUUCCAGAGCUGUAUGAGAUUGUGAACAAGUACCAUCCAGAGAUUCUGUGGUCAGAUGGAGAUGGGCAAGCCCCAGACACUUAUUGGAACAGCACUGGCUUCCUAGCCUGGCUUUAUAAUGAAAGCCCAGUUCGGGACACAGUUGUAACAAACGAUCGCUGGGGAACAGGCACUAUAUGUAAACAUGGAGGAUAUUACACUUGUGCUGAUCGAUAUAACCCAGGACACCUUUUGCCUCAUAAGUGGGAAAACUGUAUGACUAUUGAUAGAUUGUCAUGGGGAUACCGGAGGAAUGCACGGUUGAAUGAUUAUCUUACAAUUGAAGAGCUCAUCAAGGAACUUGUACAAACAGUGUCAUGUGGAGGAAAUCUCUUGGUGAACAUUGGGCCCAGUCAUGAUGGUCUCAUUCCUGUUAUUUUUGAAGAGCGCUUAAAGCAAAUGGGGACUUGGCUGGCAGUGAAUGGGGAAGCCAUUUUUAGCACUAAACCUUGGAGAGCCCAGAAUGACAGUAUCACACCGGGAGUAUGGUACACAUUCAAACCAAAAGCAAACUUAUUGUAUGCCAUUUUCCUUAACUGGCCAUCUUCCGCAGCUAUACAGCUUGGAGAACCAAAAGGCAUCGUUGGCAAGACUGAGGUGACACUCAUUGGUUAUGAAAAACCAUUGCCGUGGACUUCUUUAGGGGAAAGGGGAAUGUUGGUGGUUACACCUCAACUCCCAUUUACUAAAUUUCCCUAUCAGUGGGGCUGGACUCUACAGCUGACUAAUGCAUAUUAACAAUAGACAGCUCUCAUUUGCAAACUACUAUAAUCAAAUUUUUGUGGAUAAUUGGAGUUUGUUCAUCAUGGCAUAAUUUUGGGGUGAAUAGGGAUAUGUCAAAAUAGAGACUUCUUAGAAAAUGUAUUAAUGCUGCUCCUUAUUCAACUCUUCUGCCAUCUUUUGAAACAAAGCCCUAUAGAAGUAUGUGUCAGGUUCUCCAAAACAAAGAGUAAAAUGCGAAGAUGACACAUGCAGUGGUCCUAGAGACUCUCAGAAGGCAGCCUAAGCAGAAACAUUCACAUUUCCAAUUCUGAAAGGAUAUUUAGACAUUGAAAAACAACCUGGAACAUGGCUACUAUGAAUAAUCUUAGAAGUGGUGCUUGAGGAAAUCUUUAUCUGUAAAGUUUUUGGAUACAACAUUGCCAGUUCUGCAUUUUAAAAAUGAAACUGCAUACUUAA
Hemicordylus capensis (graceful crag lizard) is the source of this 2060-nucleotide messenger RNA. It is a transcript of the gene FUCA2, whose product is annotated as alpha-L-fucosidase 2. Gene Ontology annotation, cellular component: lysosome. Gene Ontology annotation, molecular function: alpha-L-fucosidase activity. The coding region runs from base 222 to 1619 and encodes 465 amino acids. The record is from RefSeq and is a predicted model, not a curated record. Gene Ontology annotation, biological process: fucose metabolic process; glycoside catabolic process. The transcript has 7 exons. Lineage: Eukaryota; Metazoa; Chordata; Lepidosauria; Squamata; Cordylidae.